This is a messenger RNA of Acanthaster planci (crown-of-thorns starfish), 2057 nucleotides long. RefSeq names its product alpha-L-fucosidase pseudogene. The record is from RefSeq and is a predicted model, not a curated record. Lineage: Eukaryota; Metazoa; Echinodermata; Asteroidea; Valvatida; Acanthasteridae.
UGAUUACAUACCAUCGGGUCACUCAAGCAGAACACUUUCAGUAAUGCAGUAAACAGCCUUUACCAUCUCUUCCAGUCUCGUGCCUGUGCGUUGUACAUCACUGCCGUUCUUCAUUUACUGUAAUCCAUGGCCCUUCAUCAGUAGACGGAAGUAUAUCUACGACUGGUCAAAGACCCACAACAUUCUGAUGAAAGCAUACUGAGGGAUUUACAUGCAGAAAUCGUGGCAGCAUGACGUGCAUUACCCUUUUGAAAAUCUUUGUCCUAAUGGCUUUUCUGGAGUCCAUUUUGGCCCAAGGCCAGCCGCCAUAUCAGCCCAACUGGCAAUCUAUCGAUUCUAGACCUCUGCCUGGCUGGUACGAUGACUCGAAGUUUGGCAUCUUCAUGCACUGGGGUGUUUACUCUGUGCCUAGUUACGGAUCAGAGUGGUUUUGGCGUUACUGGGCCUCCAACGUAAAGAGCUACGUGGAUUUCAUGAAGCAGAACUACCCUCCGGACUUUACUUAUGCGGAUUUCGCCAAGGAGUUCCGGACGGAGCUUUUCAACGCCAGCCACUUCGCAGAGAUCGUGGAAGCGUCCGGAGCCAGGUACUAUGUCCUGACGACUAAACACCAUGAGGGAUACACAAUGUGGCCGUCCAGGUAUUCCUGGAAUUGGAACGCCAUGGAUGUAGGGCCGAAACGAGAUCUGGUCGGCGAGAUAGCUACAGCCAUCCGGACUCUCAAGACAAAAGUAUAUUUUGGAUUGUAUCACUCCCUCUUUGCCUGGUACCAUCCACUUUAUCUCCAAGACGAGGCCAAUAACUUCCAGACAAGGCUCUACCCACAGCAGAUUUCAACCCCGAUGCUUCACGAGCUGGUUGAGAAUUAUCACCCUGAAAUCAUUUGGUCAGAUGGCUUCGAAAAGACAACAGGGCCCGAGUAUUGGAACAGCACAGGUUUCCUAGCCUGGUUGUACAAUAGUAGCCCGGUGAGAGACAUAGUGGUCGUAAACGAUCGCUGGGGGGAGGGGACAGUGUGUCACCACGGUGGGUACUACACCUGUCAUGACAGGUACAAUCCAGGUACCUUGCAGAACCACAAGUGGGAGAACGCCAUGACGGUAGACAAGCACUCUUGGGGUUACCGCAGAAAUGUCAAGCUAGCUGACUACCUUGAUGCCGAGGAGCUGAUCGCAUCACUGGCUAAGACCGUCAGCUGUGGGGGUAAUAUGCUACUAAACAUUGGUCCCACCCAUGACGGGCGUAUCGUCCCUAUCUUUGAGGAGCGCCUACGGCAGAUCGGGGCAUGGCUGAAAGUCAACGGGGAGGCUAUCUAUGGGUCACACCCUUGGAAGGCUCAGAAUGACACUAAGACUCAAAACAUUUGGUACACCUCCCAGAUGAAUGGUACAACUGUGGAAGCCGUGUAUGCCAUCAUCCUAAAAUGGCCUACCAACAACCACGUGUUCCUUGGUGCACCGAUUUCCAGCAAGCUUACUACAGUAUCUAUGCUAGGUGUCGAGCCCCCACUCAAAUGGGAGAUGGGGCCGAAGGGAGUUGGAAUGAACGUUACCAUGCCAACACUGAAUCCAGUACAGAUACCAUGCCAAUGGGCAUGGGUUCUCAAAUUGUGUAACAUUCUGUGAACAUCUAAACAGAAUCAAAACUACCUCAGAGAGUGAUUGAAUUGUACAUAAAAAAUACACGUGGAUUAGCAUAGUACAUGUACACCAGACAAAGUUCCACAGAAAGUUCAAUUCAGAGUUUCCAUUUAUUACAUUCAAAUUGUGUGAGUAAAUACAUGUAUUCUUAGUUAAACUGUGCCUUGGACAUCAUCUUGGAUACCUCUAUCACUGCCAAAUAAACCCUUUACAGUUUCUCCAAGCACCUGAUUGGAUCCUUACAAACCUGAUGACAGUAAAGCCUUUAGAGGGAAUCCAACAGCUACAUCAGCUGGUCUUACUCUUUAGAUUUACAUAAUCCUACAGUCACAUCAAUUGUUGGAGUGUAGUCGACUUUGUCAGAACUUGUUUGGUUUUGUUGUAUUUGACAAUUAAGGGAUAAGUCGCAAUACCGAA